UGAGUGAUUGUUUAGUAAGGGUGAGGCUAAAGUACGCCUACGCCUACAAUUUGGAUAUAAAAUAAAAUAAGCAUAUUCUCUUUCAUUCUUUGGAAAACGUCAUUUUCGUACUUUGUCUUCUUGCAAUCAAAUUGAAAAGGUAAUGGAUCUGUGUGUGAAGAACCUUUUCCCCGCAAAUUCGUUUUGCGGAACACGAAGGUCUUGUAAUUCAUUUUACGAGAUCACACUUUCCACUAAACAACACUAUCGCCCUUUUCUUCUCACUGCUUCCGCCAAGAACAACUCUUCUUCUUCUUCUUCUGGUAAUGGUGAACCGUCUAUUCCAGGCAAUAAUGACGGUGAUAAAUCAAAUAACAACUCUCAGAAGCGACAUCAGAUUAAUUUGGAUUGGCGUGACUUCAGAGCAAAACUGUAUAGAGAUGAGCUGAAAGAAAUAGAAGAUACUGACACACAAAAACAAGGUGGGACAAUACACAAUUCUAAACCUCUUGGAACAAAGUGGGCUCAUCCUAUUCCUGGACCUGAGACUGGCUGUGUACUUGUGGCUACCGAAAAGCUUGAUGGUGUUCGCACAUUUGAAAGAACUGUUGUUCUCCUUCUCAGAUCUGGAACUAGACAGUCACAAGAAGGGCCUUUUGGAAUUGUCAUCAACCGUCCUCUUCACAAAAAGAUUAAAAACAUAAGACCUACAAAUCAGGAUUUAACAACCUCCUUUUCUGACUGUUCUCUGCAUUUUGGUGGACCUCUUGAGGCAAGCAUGUUUUUGCUAAAAUCAGGGGAGAAGUUGAAGGUUCCAGGAUUUGAAGAGGUAGUCCCUGGACUGUAUUUUGGAGCUCGAAACAGUUUGGAUGAUGCAUCAAGGCUUGUGAAGAAAGGGAUUAUCAAGCCUCAUGAUUUCAGUUUCUUUAUUGGUUAUGCUGGAUGGCAAAUAGAUCAGUUGAGAGAUGAGAUUGAGUCAGAGUAUUGGCAUGUUGCUGCAUGUAGCUCAAGUUUGCUGUGUGAGGCUAUGACAGAGUCUUCUGAAGGUAUAUGGGAGGAGAUUUUGGAACUGAUGGGUGGUGAUUACGCAGAAUGGAGCCGGAAGCCAAAGCAAGAAGACACAUAGGUACCCCUAAUAUAUAUGGUUUCAGAUUUAGAGACAAAAAUUGGUGCACGUAAAAUGGUGUUAUUACAAAGCAAUGUGCAGUGAAAAUUUGCUUUAAUGUCAAAUAAGUAGGUAAUUUAGCCUCCCAUUCUGCUUCUGCUUUUAUUGUUCUUUGUUCAUCAUAAGAAGAAUGGUACUUGUUGUAGUUAUGCUUGAUUGUAGAUGCAUGUGAUGUAAGUAUUUAGCUUUCUGUUA
Molecule: messenger RNA, 1339 nt
Organism: Vicia villosa (hairy vetch)
Lineage: Eukaryota; Viridiplantae; Streptophyta; Magnoliopsida; Fabales; Fabaceae
Exons: 4
Coding region: 143-1105 (320 amino acids)
Source: RefSeq, a predicted model, not a curated record